Molecule: messenger RNA, 3351 nt
Organism: Chelmon rostratus (copperband butterflyfish)
Lineage: Eukaryota; Metazoa; Chordata; Actinopteri; Chaetodontiformes; Chaetodontidae
Gene: clp1
Product: cleavage factor polyribonucleotide kinase subunit 1
Exons: 6
Coding region: 123-1448 (441 amino acids)
Biological process (GO): tRNA splicing, via endonucleolytic cleavage and ligation
Cellular component (GO): nucleus; mRNA cleavage factor complex
Molecular function (GO): polynucleotide 5'-hydroxyl-kinase activity
Source: RefSeq, a predicted model, not a curated record
UGAACACGAUUGGUUGUUUAGGGCGUGACCUCAUCAUUCCGCGACCGAUUACGGCAGCGGUUCCUCGAGACUUGGGAACUUAUUUUCCUUCUGUAGUAACGCUUGAAACUAUUCCUCAGUCAAUGGCAACAGAGGGUGAAGUGAAGACGAGUGAAGAUGCUCCAGCAACUGGGAAGGUCAGCACCAGGUUUGACCUGGAGAAGGAGACUGAACUUCGGUUCGAAGUUGAGGCGGGCGAAGCAGCAGAACAAGUUGAGCUGGAGCUCCUCACAGGAAUGGCAGAGGUGUUUGGCUCAGAGCUGAACCGCAACAAAAAGUACACAUUUGGACCAGGCUCCAAGAUCGCAGUUUUCACCUGGCAAGGCUGCAGUGUGAACCUUUAUGGGAAGCCAGAGGUGGCUUAUGUGUCCAAGGAUACUCCCAUGCUGCUCUACCUGAACACACAUGCUGCCCUGGAGCAGAUGAGAAAACAAGCAGAGCGGGACAAUGAAAGGGGGCCGAGGGUGAUGGUGGUGGGACCUACGGAUGUGGGGAAGUCGACAGUGUGCCGGCUGCUAUUAAGCUAUGCUGUAAGGGUGGGCCGGAGGCCAACACUGGUGGAACUGGAUGUUGGACAGAGUGGGGUGUCAGUACCUGGGACAGUGUCAGCACUGUGCAUUGAGCGUCCGGCAGACUUAGAGGAGGGUUUCUCAGUCCAGGCUCCUUUGGUCUACCACUUUGGCUCUACUACACCAGGGACCAACAUCAAACUUUACAAUAAGCUGACAUCAUGCCUGGCCGAGGUGUUUUCCCAGCGCUGUGAGGUGAACAGGAAGGCCAGUGUGGGAGGCUGUAUCAUCAACACCUGUGGCUGGGUGAAGGGCUCUGGAUACCAGGCUCUGGUUCACUGUGCCUCAGCCUUUGAGGUCGAUGUGGUGCUGGUGCUUGACCAUGAGAGGCUCUAUAAUGAACUCAAACGAGACCUCCCUCACUUUGUGCGGGUUGUGCUCCUACCCAAGUCCGGAGGAGUGGUGGAGCGCUCCAAAGAGUGCCGGCGAGAUGCCCGGGAUGAGAAGAUCCGCGAGUACUUUUAUGGCUUCCGUGGAUUGUCCUUCUACCCUUUUUCCUUUGAAGUGCGUUUCUCGGAUGUCCGCAUCUAUAAGAUCGGGGCGCCAUCCAUCCCGGACUCAUGCUUGCCACUGGGAAUGUCUCAGGAUGACACGCAGCUAAAGCUGGUGCCUGUGACGCCAGGGAGAGACCUCACUUACCAUGUGCUGAGCGUGAGCAGUGCCGAGGAUGGAGAGGAAGGUGCUAGAAAGGGUAUAGUGGAGAGCCCUGUGUGUGGCUUCAUUGUGGUGACUUACGUGGACACGCAAACACAGGUGAUGAAAGUGCUAUCCCCAGCCCCCAGACCGCUGCCCAGACACACUCUGCUGAUCAUGGACAUCCGCUUCAUGGACAUGAAAUGAAGUAAGACUUCAGGAAUGCGGACUUGGUCACAAAAGAAGCGGGGAACAUGUUAGGGAGAGUUUCUGUUGAGAAGAAUUUAGUGAUAGAUGAGCUGUAUUUGUUUCGCAGUUGUCUUUAUGCUUUGCAAGGACUACAGAGGGCAAAACAGAAAAAGAUUGAAUUACAGAAAUUGGAAGCUGCAGUAAAUUAUGCCCCAUUUUAUAAACCACACUGUACAGAUGUUGUACAGAUGGCAAUUGGUGGAAAGGGAUGUGUUUUUGGUGCAUAUGUUGUUUUUGUGAUAAUCUGUUUUAUAAACACUGUUUUUUUUCUCUUGAAAAAUACAUUUUUAAAUGUAAAAAGUUCUGUGUUUUGUGUUAAUUAUACAUAGUUCCCCAGUCAGCAUCCUAUUCUACACAUGCACUGUAUAUCUGUUCACAUUUAUUUUCAUAUGCUGAAUACCUUAGAGACUAGCGAUGAAAAGAUUUGCGUGUCAGUACUUAAUCACAACUUAAUCAAGCCGGGGAAAACUCCGAAAACUUCCAUGGCUUUUCCUGGGAUUUUACCGCUGAAAAAAACAGAAUGUUUUCCAAAGUAUUUCCACAAAGCCUCAUCCAACAAUGAAGACUUAUUAUGAAUGUGUCUGUGAGGUGAGACAUAUUUCCUGCCUUCGCUGUUGUAUACAUUCUAUAAUGUGCAUGUCAGGUCUGUUUGGACAUACGUAAAUGGGGCAAAGGGCACUAAACUGUAGAUGAUAUCCUAACUGACAGUACUGUACCGGUAUGGUGGUAAGUGUUUAGGGGCACUACAAUAUGAACACCUUUGCUGUUUAUUCUGUAAACACCUGACAGCUCAUCCUGGCGCUCAUCAAAUAUUUUACAGUUCUACAAGCUGUUAUAAUGAUUCACAUCAUUAAGAUUUGAUAUUUUUAUAAAUGUUAUGGCAGCAAUAUGAACAACUUGCAACAAAUUGAAACAACAUGCUGUGUGGUGCCCAAACACUGAAUAAUUUAUGUCGUGAUUUUUACAUUGAGCAUGUUUUUUUUCUUCCCUUCAUUUUCUUUGCUAUUGUUUUAAACAUUGGCUUAAUUGUAGGCUGGUCUGUUGUGGGGGAUUUGAAUUGACCAUCUGGGAUCUGUGGUGAAAACUUCACAAAGAAAUUGUUCAACUGAGCUGCGUACUAAAACGCUCUCUAAGUUCCACAUUAGUAUUUUUUAUUUUUUUUUUUGUCUUUCAUAAGAAAUAAUGUUAAGUUGAUGAAAGUAGUAUUACAUGCUAAUACAUUCUGCCCAUUCAAGUAAGUUUUAAAGUGUCUCUGUGCCGGCCUACUGACAGAAAGGACACACUGGAUGAAGAACUUGAUGGCAGUUUCCAGUCUGAGCAAUUCAAUUCAUUAACCCUUUUAUAUGUUUAUGUGGACAUUUUCAUUUUUUCUAUAUUUGCUGAAUCACACUUUGCCAAAAACAAUAUAGAGGGGCUACUUGCACUAGAAUUAAAAAAACAUGAGGAAUGAAUGAUUUGUAAUGUUUAAUUGGCCCAUCUCUUACCACUUUAUGUAGACACUAAUUUGGUAAUUUGUAGGAAUAUUACAUUGAUUUAUACUCCUUUUAUACAGCUGGUCCUUUGUUGUAAAUGACAUUUAACUCAAAUGGUGACUGCUGCGUAGAUAUUAAAGAAUACAUUUUGAUGCUUUCAGAUCAAAAUAAUACUCUUAGUUAUUACCUUCAUGUCAAAAACAGAGCCAUCGCUACCUCUGAUGAAUGGACUGUGAUGAACAUGAGAGGGAGUUUUCAUUACACACAAAUUAUGGAUGAUGGGUUUUUACAGGCUGAUCCUUCUUUUCCGAUUCAACAUAUUUAAAUUGGAAAUUUUAAAAAUGAAAAUGGGAUGAAAUGUUGGUCAAUAAAACUUUAACUCUUUUGGA